CUCGGCUCGCCCAGCAGGGCAUUCCAGCACAUGUGCUCGCGCAGUGCGGUGGUGUAUAGUGCGACGGGCGUGCGGGGCCGCGACGAGCAGCGUGGAGGACGGGCGAACUGCUCGACUGGAACCGGCGCACUCAAGUGAUCGGAACGGGGCGGGACAGGAACGGCGCGCCAGUAGUGAUCGGACGGACGUUCCGCGACGCGACGUGACCGCGGCCGCGCACACUGCAGCUGCACCGUGUGUCACGCCGGCGCAUUCAUACCUCGCCGCUCCCCGUGCAGGUGCGCAGCGGCCCUCCCCGCGGCCCGGCGGCGCGGCCAGGCCAGGCCGUUGCCUCGGGAGGGCGGCUCAUUUCCAUGUCAUCUUUGCACCUCGGGACGGCCGCGGCCGCCGCGGUGCCCGCCUCCUGAGACACAACGCAGUGCGCCGCGGUGGUGGACAGAGGACUCGCCGGGCGGAUGGCAGCGCGCGCGGCGAGGCUGAGCCCCGGGGAAGGACAAGCCCCUCCGGCCGCCGGCUGCGGCCCGCCGACGCGCCAGCUGCUGCAUGGCUCUGCCCAGGAUCGCGCCGACGCCGCCGCCGCCGGUCGCGACCUCUACCCAGGGCUCUGCCGCGGCGGCUGCGGCCCUCGGUGCGGGGGCACCCCUGGCCCUCGUCCCUACCUGGCUGCUGUCGUGCUACUUCCUCAUCGUGGUCGUCGGCGGGGUCGUCGCCAACGUGCUGCUCCUGGCCACGACCGUGGGCUGGCGCUGCCGGGCGCGCGGUGCGCAGGACGGCGCCGCAGAUGACCCUGGUGGCGCCAGGGACAGGGACCGCGGCUGGUGGCUGCUGCUGAGCCAGCUCGCCGCCACGGACGCGCUCACCCUGUUCCUGGUGUCCGGCGGCGAGCUGUGGUCCGUGCGCGAGACGGGGGGCCCUUGGCGGCUGCCCGGCACCCUGUGCGCGCCCUUCGUCGGCCUGGAGGCCAUGCUGGGCGCCGCCCAGACCUACCUGCUCGUGGCGCUCGCGCUGCACGCCAGGGCCGUGCCCGCGGACCCGGUGCCAAGCCUGUCCGUUUGGCGGCACGUGUCCCGCUCCGCCGUGGUGCCGAGCGCGCUCGUGUGGAUGCUGGCCUCCUCCGUGGCCGUGCCGCGCAUCUUCCUGGCCGUGUCCGUGUGGCCAAGACCGUCGCUGCCGCUGUGCACUCUGCUGCCCACGUCACCCGCCACGGGCGCGCUCGAGGGCCCGCUCGACGUGGUGGAGGUGGAGGGCCCCGGCGUGUCCGGGUCGUGGUGGCCGCUGGCCGGGGCGUUGGCCGCGGACCGCCAGGGUGGGGGGCCGCUCCUCUCGGCCGUCGUGCUGUGCGCCGUGCCCGCGAUCGUCCUGCUGACCACGACCUUGGCCACGGCCUUGUCCGCGUUGCGGGCCCGCCGGGGCGCUCGCUAUCCCGGACACUCCGACGCUGACGACGGCGACGACGAGGGUCUGCGAAGUCUCUCGCUCGGGCCGAGACCAGCCUGUCCACCGCACAAACUAGCCAGGAGGGAGUGGAUCCGCGUGUCGUCCUGGCUGUCCUCCUCCUGGCUGCUGCUGUCGCUGCCCCGGCUGGCGAGUGCCGCCGUGCACGGCUUCCUGUCCCCUGGAGCCACCCCGGACGGCCCGUGGGCCUUCCGCGCCCCGCCGCUGGGCAGCCGCGCCCUGGACGACGUCUCGCUGCUCGCCGUCGCCAUGCUGCACUACGCCCUGACCGCGGCCAGGCCCGUCGUCGCCGUCCUGGCCAGCCCCGCGCUUCGGCGUGCCGCCCUGGCGCUCGUGCAGGCCGGCCCCGCCGAGGAGCCCGGACCCGCACAGCAGCGGCGGGAGGAAGGGCAAGACGGUGACAACUCGCUCUGCUAAUGGGAUAUAGAAACAGGAUUUAACAUUUUU
This is a messenger RNA of Frankliniella occidentalis (western flower thrips), 1902 nucleotides long. RefSeq lists its product as uncharacterized. The transcript has 3 exons. Gene Ontology annotation, cellular component: membrane. NCBI's taxonomy places the organism in Eukaryota, Metazoa, Arthropoda, Insecta, Thysanoptera, Thripidae. The record is from RefSeq and is a predicted model, not a curated record. The coding region runs from base 544 to 1872 and encodes 442 amino acids.